This is a messenger RNA of Pungitius pungitius (ninespine stickleback), 3100 nucleotides long. RefSeq names its product transcription cofactor vestigial-like protein 4. Bases 201 to 983 code for a protein of 260 amino acids. Gene Ontology annotation, biological process: negative regulation of DNA-templated transcription. NCBI's taxonomy places the organism in Eukaryota, Metazoa, Chordata, Actinopteri, Perciformes, Gasterosteidae. Gene Ontology annotation, molecular function: transcription coactivator binding. The transcript is spliced from 6 exons. The record is from RefSeq and is a predicted model, not a curated record.
CUCCGGGGCCGCGCUCCACUCUUUUGUUUUAGGGCUGGUGAGGGAAAAGUGCGUGAAGGAGUGAGAGCGAGCCGAGGCUAACCGUGUUGAUGUUGUGGCUGGGGAGCUAGCAUUGUCGAUGACGUUCUAACUUUCGUUGUUGUUGCCUUCGCUGGUGUAUCUUGCUAACAUCGAUGUUAGCAACUAGCCUGUCCGUGUAAAUGUUAUUCACUAGAAUGGACCUGUUGAACUCUCAGUUCCUGGACAAGAUGAACAAUAACAUCGGGAGAUUGCACUACGAAGAUGAGUCCAGGACACCUUCCCAGCCCACUAUGUCCAAGAUAACUGGGCCUCCUCCACACUGCCCAAGCAAACGGAAGUAUGGCGAAGAACAAAUGGACGACCGAAUCGACUGUGACGAUGACCACAUGACCAAAAUGAGCAGAUUGUUUGCCACUCAACUGGCCCGUCCCUCUGCUGGAGACAAUCGUAAUGAGCACUGGAGCCUGGGACAUUCUCCUUCGGAGCACAUAACCUCCGCCACCAACGGUCUCCACGGGAACCAUCUGUACGCCUCCAUUUCUAGCUACGCUGUAGACCAGCCUCUGGCACUGACCAAAAGCAGCCAGGACAUCGUCGUCGGGCCCAGAGAGAGGUCCGUCAUCAGUGGGACUGUGGAGCGGCAGCAGAAUCGUCCCUCCGUUAUCACCUGUGCCCCCGGAGGCAACCGCAAUUGUAACCUGUCGCACUGCCACAUGAACGGCUGUUCCCCCGGCCCACCCACAAAUCUGAUGAAGACCAAUGCUAACACAGAAUGUGACCCCGUCAUCGAGGAGCACUUCCGCCGCAGCCUCGGAAAGAACUACAAAGAAGCCGAGGCCGUGUCCAACCUGGUGUCCAUCACUGGCUCGGUGGACGACCACUUCGCCAAGGCGCUGGGAGACGCCUGGCUCCAGAUCAAGGCUAAGGACGGCGGUCAUCGAACCCCCGAGGCAGAUCAGUGAAGCCGAGGGGGAGUAAACGUUCGCUUCCUUCUAAAGUUUGCCUAUGAGAGUGGAGAUCAGACCCGCUGUCAUUCCUUGCCAAGCAUUUACUUCCCUCAGCCUUGAACAAUGUUUUAUAUGGUGCUCGCGCGGUGUUCCCUUGAGGACCUCAAGGUCGACCUUUUCAGAACACUCGGCUUAACUAAAACCCUCAUUUCAGUGGUCGUAUACACACAGGAAAUUAGGACUCCUGCAAUCAACCCAGUCCAACGCGCUGCGAGCACUGCAUCAAAUAGGCAGCGUCUUUCUAUCCACAGAGAGGAGAGAGUUGGGUCGACACGACUAUUGGUCUGUACAAUCAGAGACGAGAUCUCGCUGUGAUUGUGAGAGCCACAGAGCGUUCAGGAGUCCAUCGACCUGCCUGCCUUGAUAGCCAAAGAAAUGCCCGGCCUCUCCCCUUCAUCAUAUAAGCCAUAGCCCCGGUCUGUAUUGUCUUUCAUUCUAAAAUCACACUUCUUUAGAAGAACAAAAAAAAAAACCUAUUACUUGAAAAGGAACCAUGUCGCUUUUGCUCCUUUGCCUUUUCUGGCAUUUGAGGUGGUAGCAGGUUAAUUGUUGUACAAUGCCCCCCCCCUUCAGAUUCUAACUGGACUUAUCCACUGUUAACUGAAUUCUUUUAGUUUCCUAUUUUAUAUGCUCACUGUGGCUGAUUACUUAGUAAACUAAUAUCAAUCAUAGUAGACUUGUCUAACUAGAAAGCAUGUUUCAAAUAGCUGGUUUCUAUUACAAACCUUAUUCUAUGCUAUAUAUUUACUCAGAAUUUAUUUUUUAUCAGUAACAUUUUAGAAAUACUCACUGCUGGUACAGUUGUACUCAAUAUAUUUUUUUGUAUCUGGUUUCCAUUACUCUAUGUAGGUGUAUAUCACCCAUCUGCAAAUCCCAGCCUCUGGAAAGGCUGUCUCAAUGCAGUUUGAAGGGCCGUGUUGCUUCUUGUUCUGUGGACCUGGAUGUUCUAGCUUUCUACAAGGCCCAAUGCGGUCUGACCUUCGGUAGCAGUCUAUUAGCAGUGGUUUAUUUAUUCGGAACGCGUCGAUAGUUUUCAAGUUGGCUUUUGGCAAAACAGAAUUCUAACAUGAUUUAUUUCUUUUUUAACAAGAACCACGGAUUAUUUCUCUGCUGCUUCAAUGACGGAGCAGUUAAUUUCCCUCACAAAUGACAUUCAAACUCACCUGAAAUACGGGUGUCCUUAUUUCACAAAUCGGGCGUCAACAUUCCACUGCAAUUGUCUGACACUUUGGGGUCACAUUGAGUACGAGUUUGGUCCUGUUUUUUAAACGAGGUGAUGUCAUGGCGCGAGCUGCCGAAAUGUUCCUUGUGGUUCUGGAGAAAAGUAUCUUGUGCAGUUAAGUCUUGCUCAAAUGAAUUUCUUGCCCUUCUGACAGCCUCUACUUAUUGUAGCGUAACCUACUUGUCAUCACUGAUUGAGAUGUGGUAUUGAACAUAGAUUUCUUUUUUUUUUUGUCGACUAACUGUCAAUGAGAGCCUACAUUUGUAUUAAUAUCAUACAGUCUUUGUUACAUGCACCAUCCUGUCUUUAAUAUUUUACUCCUUUACUGACUAUCAUUGCGCCGCGCGGAAUGAAGAUUGAUCCUUUGUUUCUAUUCACAAUAGUUUGCUCGCAUUGUAGCAUGGUUGCUCAUUAUCGUCAAACCAUGCGUUGUUGUUUUUACUUUAAAUGUUUGUUUCUUUCUAAAACGUUGGUAUUUUCCCACAGUUGUCAGAUGAUGAGUAAGUGCAGGAACACAGCUGUCUUUUGAUCAAAGUUCUCGGUGCAGCGUCAAAGACUUCUGAACUAACGGAUUUGUUUAGUGUGAACUUUAGUGGAUUUUAGGGAUCAUCAUGGAAUCUGCUUGUUUGACACAAGUAGAUUUGUCAGUAAUGUUUGAGGUAUUAGUCUUUAUCGUUAUUUAAUUGCUAUAUUUAGGUCACCUGUAUCUCAAAGACUGUGUUUUUCAGAAAGGUCCUGCUUCAGGUGUCAUUCACUUAGAGAAAAAGUUUUCACUUUUGUCCUUAUUUCUCUGGAAGAAAAUGCCACUGUUUUGUACUCAAUUUCUUCCAAAUAAAUGAAACGCCUUUCA